Rhincodon typus (whale shark) is the source of this 4606-nucleotide messenger RNA. It is a transcript of the gene mtmr1b, whose product is annotated as myotubularin related protein 1b. Gene Ontology annotation, biological process: dephosphorylation. NCBI's taxonomy places the organism in Eukaryota, Metazoa, Chordata, Chondrichthyes, Orectolobiformes, Rhincodontidae. The transcript has 14 exons. Gene Ontology annotation, molecular function: phosphatidylinositol-3,5-bisphosphate 3-phosphatase activity. The coding region runs from base 90 to 1796 and encodes 568 amino acids. The record is from RefSeq and is a predicted model, not a curated record.
AUGGCUGCAAUGGGUCCUCCCAUUCUGAUGCUGACCCUAAACUGGGUGUACAAUCCUUGGUGCUAAGGGAUGGAAAUAAACUGGCUCAAAUGGAGGAGGCACCACUUUUUCCAGGGGAAGCUAUCAAAGCAAUUGCCAAAGACGUCACGUACAUCUGUCCUUUCAUUGGGGCCAUCAGCGGAACACUCACUGUCACUGAAUACAAACUGUACUUUAAAAGUGUGGAGCGGGACCCCCCUUUCACCCUUGAUGUUCCACUCGGGGUUGUGAGUCGUAUUGAAAAGAUUGCUGGCAUCCAAGAGAACUCCUGUGGCUUGGAAAUCGUGUGCAAGGAUAUGAGAAAUCUGCGGUUUGCAUACAAACAGGAAGAACAUGGUAAACUCGAGAUCUUUGAGAACCUAACACAGUACGCUUUUCCUGUCUCGAAGAACUUGCCACUGUUUGCGGUGAAGUAUAAGGAGAACUAUCCAGUUCAGGGCUGGAAGGUAUACGAUGCAGUGGCAGAAUAUAAAAGACAGGGAUUGCCAAAUGAAAGUUGGGUCAUCAGUAAAAUCAACAGCAACUAUGAACUCUGCGAUACUUACCCUUCAACUGUGGUGGUGCCAACUAGUGUCAAAGAUGAUGACCUUUGUAAAGUGGCAGCAUUUCGAUCGCGUGGACGAAUCCCAGUUUUGUCUUGGAUCCACCCAGAAAGCCAAGCGACGAUUACUCGAUGCAGCCAGCCAUUGGUGGGGCCAAAUGACAAACGGUGUAAGGAGGACGAGAAAUAUUUACAAACCAUCAUGGACGCCAAUGCCCAGAGUCACAAGUUAAUCAUCUUCGAUGCUCGGCAAAGUAGUGUGGCAGACGCCAGUAAGGCAAAAGGUGGAGGCUACGAGAGUGAAUCCGCCUAUUCAAACGCUGAGCUGAUAUUCUUGGAAAUCCAUAACAUCCACGUCAUGAGGGAGUCUCUCAGGAAACUGAAGGAUGUCGUUUACCCUGUGAUAGAUGAGGCCAAGUGGCUGUCAAAUAUUGAUUCAACUCAUUGGUUGGAAUACAUAAGGAUCCUUUUAGCUGGAGCCGUUCGGAUAGCGGACAAGGUUGAAUCAGCAAAAACCUCGGUUGUGGUCCACUGCAGUGAUGGCUGGGACCGGACUUCUCAGCUAACGUCCCUAACCAUGCUGAUCCUAGACAGCUACUACCGAACGAUUAAGGGAUUUGAAGUGCUGAUCGAAAAGGAGUGGCUAAGUUUUGGACACAGAUUUGCAGUCAGAGUAGGACACGGUGACGAGAACCAUGCUGAUGCUGAUCGAUCACCCAUCUUCCUUCAGUUCAUUGACUGCGUGUGGCAAAUGACAAAGCAGUUUCCUGCAGCCUUUGAGUUUAAUGAGCUCUUUCUACUGACAAUCCUGGACCAUCUGUACAGCUGUCUGUUUGGGACAUUCCUUUAUAACAGUGAGCAGCAAAGAAUGAAGGAGGAUGUGCAGAAAAAUACAGUCUCCCUCUGGUCCUACAUAAACAGCCAGCUCGAGGAAUUCACCAACCCGUUUUAUGUGAAUUAUGAGAAUCACAUACUUUACCCAGUCGCCAGCUUACGACACUUGGAAUUGUGGGUAAACUACUACGUCAGGUGGAACCCGAGGAUGAGACCUCAGUUGCCGAUCCACCAGACUUACAAGGAGCUUCUCGGUGUCCGGGCCGAGCUGCAGAAGAAGGUAGAGGAGCUUCAGCGUGAGGUCAGCAACAUGGCAGUGUCAUCUUCCUCUGAAAGAGCUUCGCCCACACAUUCAGUGUCACCUGUACAGACAACAGUGUGAAUCCACCAACCAUCCUCCCUACCAUGCUUCUUUGCUGGUAACUGAAUCACUGAAGUUACGACUGCAACAUGUAUAUGAGAGCUGUAAAUACGGUUGAUUCUGUAUGUACAUGUGCAUGAGUGUGCAAUAUUUUGCAGUGUACUUUGGGUUUUUGUAAACCCAUGUGGGGAUAUCUCUGUUGCGCAACUGCUUUAUUCUGAUGUUGAGACCUACGGUGGAAGGAUAAAUGUGAGUGCCACUGUGAAACUGGCCUAAACUUUAGUGCCAAUCCAUGAAUUAGCCAGAAAGGUCUGGGGAGGAGGGUUUGGAGGCAAAGGCAGAUGUGUCUGAUGGAUCAGCCCAGGCAAAGGACCAGAGUGCCAAGUUUCCUUUGUAGUCUGCUCAAAUGACUCAACUUUCACCUCUGUCCCUCCCACAAUGCAAACCACUUUAUUGGCCAUAAUCAACUCGAACCUGUGAUUUGGGGUUGGUAGGUGGAUAUCCUAUCAUAAUUCAGAGAAAACAGUUCGAUUGUUGUCUUUUCUUUUGUAGACAACUUCACUAUUGCUAUUUUAACUUCUUCUCAUUAAUAGAAUAUGUAUAUUUUUAUGUAGUGCAUGUAAAUGGCUGUACCCCCAUCACUAAAUUUAUCAUUGCAAAUGAAUGUAAACACUUUGCAGAAGCUUCCCUUGUGGGUUUCUGAAGCCUUGGGAAGCUGUGUAUUUAUAGAUUUUUAAGAUUUAGUGUUCGACAAACUUAGCAGCAAUAUUCUCAUCCAUAAGAUGCACCAAACUGAAAUGUCAUUGCGCCUAGAACAUAACAUAGUUAGUAAACUUUUUCCUCACAACUUCAUCUCCCUUUCAAGUGUGGGGGCAUUUUCUGUGUCAGGGGAAGAGGUGAUGCAUGUUUCCAUGCCGAGGGGGAAUCCUUCCAUCAAAACAUGCCGCCUGUUUGUGCCAGGAGUGCUGUAGUAUAGCAGACAGCUCAAAUUAUUUCCAAGAGUGAAGAGAACAAAAAUUUUACAAAACAAGCUUUGCAAAAAUCAUAAGAGAAGCUGCAAAUUUCCUGAAACCAGGACUGCCUUUCAUUUGUACAAAGAGGAAAGUGUCCUUUGUAUCUUUGCAGAAUUUGAGCACCAGAUUAAAAGUAUGACGUUAUGCUUUUCUCAUUCCAAUUAUUCAUCAAAUCAAACAACAUUUCACAGAUGUGUCCCUUCUACUUUUACAAAAAUGCAGGUUUCAGUCAUUACAUGCAUUAUUUUCAUGACUUUUCUACAGCAUUUCUACCGUUUUUUUCAGUACUUAAAAAGUAGUUUUGGUUUUAAAAAAACACUGAGGCAUUGCAUGUUUUAACCAUUGACCCAAAUGGCCUUUACUAGUGUUACCUAAAAAAGCCAAAGGGUUCAACUUCUGUCCAUGUCUUUGUGGUGUUAAUGUAUUUGGGAUGAAAAUCUGAGGUUUGGCUUUGAAUAGGCCAAAGCUGAAUUUCAGUUGGAUUUUUGGUGGGAGCAUGCAUGUUUUAAGUAUUGAAAACUGAUCAUUUUAAGUUUUACCUGGACCUAGAAACUUAACACUGAACAUAAUUUAAUAGUGGCCCAUGUCUGGAUUGCCCUCAGAUUAGCAAAUACUGUAAGUGGCUGCCAGUCUGGAAUAGUAAAGCCUCAUCAUGUUCUGUAGCAAUUCCAAGUGUUAAUUUUGAAUUUUCUGUAGCGGUAUGGCUUUUUCAUCUUCUACUGUCUGUGUUUUCUGUCAAAGAGCUCUAGCAAUCCCACUGCCAAUGUUGCUACCAAUGUACAAAUUUCUGAAGCAGAUAAGCAAUUCUUUAAACUACAACACAUCCUGUAUUAAUUUACAAGCAAAAGCAUUUUACUUCGGUGAGUAUUUGGCAUGUACAUAGAAAGUGUUUGCCUAAUGCAUUACAUUUUAAUAUAUGCUGUGAGGCCCCAUCUGCCCUCUCAGGUCAUUGCAAAAUAUUCCAUGGUACUUUCUGAAGAACAAGAGAGUUUGCUCCAGUGUCCUGGCCAAUGUUAAUGACUCAAUGUGCAUCACUGAAACAGACUCAUCGUUGUUUGUAGGAGCUUGCUAGGUGCGCACUGGCUCUUUGACUAUACUGUGACAGUGACUACUCUUCAAAUUUAUUUCAUUGGCUGUAAAGUGCUUUGAAACAUUGCAAAGAUGUGAAAGAUGCUAUAAAAAGGCAAGUUUCAUUAAUUAUUAUCUGAACACUGACUUAUUGGCACUCAAUAGUGAACAGUUUAAUUUGUAGCUUCAGAAGUGAUAUCACACCCUUAAAAUAGGAGCAAAAUUAACCAUUUAAUGAAAAAAAACACCAUCUUUAUUCUGAUGAAGGGUCUAGGCCCGAAACGUCAGCCUCUCUGCUCCUAUGAUGCUGCUUGGCCUGCUGUGUUCAUCCAGCCCUGCACCUUGUUGUCACCAUCUUUAUUAAGUUUUUUUUAAAAAAAUCUGUCAACACCAUAGUUUUAUCAGUUUAAGGGACCUGUCUGUCAAAUGGUUUAUUUGGUGGAUAUGUCUGGCACAUGCAGUGCCCAUAGACGACUGCAGGGCAUGGUGCAAAAUGAGGUUGGCAAAGUCUGAUGGUGACAGUGAGGGGUUAGUGGGAAACAGUGGAUGGAGACCACUUCCACAAGGGAGGGAUGUGAUUGAUGGAAUAGCAUGGGUGAGAUGAUAGAAAUGUUUAAGUACAACAAAAUGGCAGCGUGAUUGAUUAUUUGGUUCAGCUUAUUAUUAAAAAAACUGUUAAAUUGUGGCAAGAAUUAAAUUCACUUCAUUUGAAUGAAAUGUUUUUGGAAUAAACUGUCAGCUGAAUUAAAA